Molecule: messenger RNA, 3257 nt
Organism: Zootermopsis nevadensis
Lineage: Eukaryota; Metazoa; Arthropoda; Insecta; Blattodea; Termopsidae
Product: protein fem-1 homolog CG6966
Molecular function (GO): protein binding
Source: RefSeq, a predicted model, not a curated record
UGUUUUAGGUAACAGUCCCAGUCCCGUAAAAGGUACACAGUUGUUAAGGUUAUUAUACGCAUUGUUUUCGAAAAAAAUCCAUGAAACGACACCCCAACUGUUCUGAAUUCAGCAACGGUUCUUGCAAAAAAAAAAUCUUCCCGUGUUUUUAUAAACUCAGAAUCUCUCGCCUCCAAUAGCUGUCCUAUUAUUGUCCUCCCUCCCUUAAACCCCCCUGCUGGAUGUGGACCAAUGUAUACUGGUACUGAAUUCAGGCUAAUCACACGCUUUGCAUGUGCGUCGAAUGUGUAUACCAACAAGACAAUUUUCGAAGUUCGUGACGUUCUAUAUGAAAUGGAUAAACCAAAGAGACGCAUUUUUGGUGGACAAAGUGUAACUUGAUAAUGGAUGUCAUUCUGAUAAUCUGCAUGCGAGACAUAAUAUUUUAUUUGUAUUUCGCCUCUUGCGUCAGUGUCACCGAUUGAUUUAUAAUGUGAGUUAGGUGGCAUACAGUGUGGCAGUUAUAUUGCAGAAGCUUGAAUAUAUGUGCCAUGUACGGGCAAUUGCUUUGCUUGUAGGAAGUAAAGAGAACAUUUGGAAUGUCAAGGCAGUCCGCUGUUGAAACAAGGUAUUUUUGGAUCAUCGAACAAAGGAAGAAGUGUUGAUGUUGGUAGCUGCUAAAACAAAUGGUGCAACUCCUCUGGUGAUGGCAUGUCGCAAUGGCCAUUAUGAUGUAGCAGAAUACCUCAUAGAACACUGUAAAGCUAAUACUGAGCAACCGGGAUCAGUUGUCUUUGAUGGAGAGACUAUCGAAGGUGCGCCACCACUGUGGUGUGCUGCAGCUGCAGGACAUUUGCCAGUGGUUCGUCUUCUGGUACGUAACGAGGCUUGCGUCAACAGUACGACACGCACCAAUUCCACGCCACUUCGAGCGGCAUGUUUCGAUGGACAUUUUGAAAUUGUUAAGUUUCUUGUAGACCAUGGUGCAGAUAUUGAAGUUGCAAAUCGCCAUGGCCACACAUGCCUCAUGAUUGCUUGCUAUAAAGGACAUUUCCGCAUUGCCAAAUUUCUUCUCAGUCUAGACGCUAAUGUGAAUCGUAAGAGUGUGAAAGGAAAUACUGCUCUUCAUGACUGUGCAGAAUCAGGAAGCUGGGACAUACUAAAGCUGCUUAUAGAGCAUGGCGCAAAAAUGGAUGUAGAUUCGUAUGGAAUGACACCACUGUUAGCAGCUAGUGUUACAGGUCACACACACAUCGUUGAAUAUCUUAUCAAUUUACCAGGCCUAGUUUCUCGAACAGAGAGAGUUGAUGCACUGGAACUUCUUGGAGCCACUUAUGUUGACAAAAAACGAGACAUGAUUGGCGGUCUAGAACUAUGGAAGAGAGCCAUGGAUGACAGGUAUCAUGUAGGUUCAACGCAUCUCCCCAAACCAAGACAGAGAAAUACAGUUGCAGCCUAUGAUCAUGCCAAAGAAAUCAGUGAUCUGGAAGGUUUAGAAGAUUUAUUAGCAGAUCCAGAUGAAAUGCGGAUGCAAGCACUUGUAAUUCGUGAACGUAUCUUAGGCCCAGCACAUCCUGACACUAGCUAUUACAUUCGAUAUCGAGGAGCAGUGUACGCAGAUGCUGGAAAAUUCAACCGCUGUGUUGAUUUGUGGAAUUACGCCUUGGACAUGCAGCAAAGUAUGCUGGAACCCCUUAAUCCCAUGACACAGAGUUCAUUAUUUUCUUUCACCGAGCUCUUUUCAUUCAUGAUGGGUGAGCAGGGACGAACAUCAGUCCGGGGACGACGUGUUCCGCCUGUCACUUUCACAGACUUGAUGACUGUUUUCAAGAAAUCAGUACAUGAGGUGCAAGCAGGUGUCGAGAUGCUAGACAAGAUUCCGGCAGGAGAACGAGAUGCAACAUACCUACAUCGUGUAGUUGUAAUUUCCCUCCAUCUGGGCAGUCUCUUAACUAAACUUCUGCCAGACCUGUCCUUGGAGCAACAACACGAAGUGCACUGUCUCAUGUAUAAACUUGUGAAACAAGAUAUCCGCACACGUCUAGGGUGCACUGCUCUCCAUUUAGCCUGCUCUAGGGAUGCUACUUUGGUGGGGCGUUAUCCUGCCUGUCAGUUCCCAUCACCACAUCUUGUUGAAGUUUUGUUAGCUGUUGGUGCUGAUGUAGAUUCUCAAGAUGAAAAUGGAAAUAUGCCUAUUCAUCUGGCAGCAAUGACCAAGCCAUGUCCCCCUGAAUUGAUAUGCACAUUAUUGGAUCAUGGCGCACAUCCAGAUGCAGUUAAUUCAGCUGGACACAGCUUUCCCCAGCUGCUCAAAGGACAGUCUGUGCAUGAAAUAGUAAACCUACUAAAGUAUACAACCCUAAGCUGUCUUGCAGCAAGGACUAUUGUCAAAUACAAUAUACCAUACAAAGGAAUUGUACCAGUAACACUAGAGGCAUUCGUACAGAAGCAUUGGACAUUAGUGCAUGAUUUCUACAAGACAUAGUUCUGGUGUACUGUCACAAAUAUUGGAUUAUUGAAAAUGUUAUGUCAUACAUCAACAAUUUCAAUUCCUUUCAGGAAGUCAUGCUAAUCUACUCUGUUAAUUUCUGAAUUUUCCUGUCUGAAAAACAGCAGGACUUCUGGUUUGGUAAUAAACAUGCACCAAACACUGUAAUUGUGAUAACUUUUGAAGACUGUCAUGGUAAUUUUACGAGAUUGUCUCUAUGAAUUCCCUCAGAUACAUAAACUAUAUAAUUUAAUUCAACAGUGUGUCGUCCCUUGACUCUGUUUUAGGAGUGAGAGAUUAUGGUGAAACAAACCCAACUAGCUUGAUCAUCACUGGGAAAGCAGGAUUGAUAUUCAAUUUUUAACGUAUAAAAUUUUUGAAAAUUAAACUCGUAACUGAAAGUGCCUUUCCAUUGUUAUUCAGGUUAGUUGGUCACUAGUCCAUCAUUAGCAGAGGUACUGGUUUGUUGCAGAAUCCACUGCUUUUGUCACAUGGUUAAAAUGUGUCACAGCAUUUGUAAAAAUACAUUUUUUUAAUCUGUUAACAAAGUUUGUAAUUUUUGUUGUAUUUUAUAAUUAUUGUGUAAUUAAUUUACUUUCUAAUAAUUUCUUUUGAAGCAUAAUUUAAAAUGAAAAAAUCAUUUUGAGGACUUUGGAACAUGGCUGAAAAAAAGUUGUGUUUAACAGAAAUUAGACAUUUCAGUAGCCUUAGUAAUGUUAAUGUGUUAUCAUUAUGUGAAUAAACUAAUCAAAUUAUAUAAAUAAUAAAGUAGUUGGAACAAAAUUUGGCA